ACCACUUUAACGCGUGGGUUGGUUUCCACAGGCACGGCUUGUAAAUAGUAGUACAGUACCUUACCUUAGGUACCUACCUACUCAAUGAAACAACACCAAUUCCACAUCCCAACUUCUACUAUAUUUCUGGAGGAGGCACGCGCCGACCUACACCUCCCUUUGUAGGAGUACUGUUGCAGGUAGUAAGCUGGGAACGAUAUUGGGGUUCUUUUUUCUAUAUUGAUCUUUAAUAUUACCUAGCUACUGCUUUCUUUUUGGUGGCGCUCGCCUCUAUCUUAUUCCCAUCUAGUAUUCAAAUCUUACCAUUGCGCAUCUUCCACAACACUACCCUCGAAGCUUUGAUUCGAAGCACGUCAAGUAGCACUUGCUCAUUGCUCCCGCCGUCUUCCAUCACCUGCCUUCGCCCCAGCCGCACCCAGAUAUAUUCCACUAGCAACGCGACGUCGAGGAGGGCCGCUUUGGUCACCCAAGUUUGAUCAUAUUGAGCCCUCUACCUUCUGUAUCUAUCCUUCAUCCACCUACCGACAUGCCCAUACAGAGUCAACAUGGCCGGCGUACACAAUGUGCUAGAUGCAGGAUUCGCGAAGCUGCGAGAGGUUCCACCGGAUCUCCAUCUCUUCUGCCCACGCAUUUCGCCCGACGACGAUGAAAUCUACGAGGAUCCCGAUGCCCCCUCUAGUAUCAGUCCUGCUGAAAAGCAGCAGAGGAUUGAGGAUGGACAGACAAGACUGGAUUUGAUGUACAACUGUUCGUUAAUAUUAGGCCUCUCCAGAGAGGCUGCCGGACCCCAUCGUCCCGAUUUCGACUCUCGAUGCGAUACCUUCCUUACGACAUGCGCAAGCUGUGUGCGCAACUGGCACAAGGGUCGCGCGGCAUUUCUCAAAGACAUAACUUCGAUUUACGAAGACUCCGUAAUAGAAGAGAUGAGGAACCGCCUAAACCAAUUCGAUUUCGACCGGAUCACACAAGGUCUCGAAGCUGCCGAGAAGUUUAUCCUUGCGCACAACAGUAUAGUCACUCAAAGCACUUUCAUUAAAGAAGGCCAGGCCGACCUUCUAGUUUCCAUCUAUGAGUCACUGUGCUGUAUAGCAUAUCUGAGCACACCGGGGAAUCGCAAGCACUUCAAUUUUGUCUUCACAACUAUUCAGCAGCGGAAGCCUUUGAAGCUGGACGAGGUCCUGCCCACCACGACUAUUUUCCUUUUCGAUGAGGAUCAGACUCGUAGAGACUUUGCGGUCCAAACCUUUGAGCGGAAGCCAUUAGUCACUAAGUCGGAUUUUGAUUGGGCCAUAAACGACAGUCUUACAGAUGCCAUCCUGAAGGCUAACAGUAAAAGUACUGACGACCAUACCUUGCAGCGCACUUGGCAGGGGUUUCUCUAUAUUCUCGACGUUCUGGAGGAAAACAUCGUCAUGGAAUGUCUGCGAGGCAUGGCUGUGCAGCCAAGUAUCUAUGAGUUGAUGAUAUCCCAGAUGCCGCAACUCCAAUCUGCGGCUGUUUUGAGAGCUGUGCUGAAAGCUUUCUGUGGUCUUAUCCAGAAAUCUCCAAAAGCUUUUUGGGACGCUUAUAGCCAAUGGUCUCCACCGUCUAUCCUUGAGCAAAUCAUUAGGAGUCCUGCCUUCCGUCCUUUACUUCUCCAAUCCGGCGAGCACGAUAUGACACCCGAUGGGCCUGCGGCUGUCUCUUGGGUAAAGCCAUUAAUAAACUCGAUUUCCCCGAACCAGAAGACAGAUGUCUGCGACAAGUUGGUCCAUCACCUUCUUGGCGACUUUGCCAAUGACCAAGGCAUGUCCUCCGAAGGCAAAUUCGCAUGCUAUCGUGGUGCGACUGAGGCGCUUUCCUCGUCGUUGGCGGGAUUUGUGUCUCCCAAGUACAGACUCCAUGCAGGCUCAUCUACAAUUCAUACAAAUGCGCUACUCAAUCUCACGCUGAAAUAUAAGGAUCUUAUUGUCCAACUUGCAGAGCUCCCAGCUUCUGAUCCGCAGCAGGCUUCACUGUCUAAGGCUGCGUUAGAUGUAGUUGGGUCUGCUUUGGCACUCGACUCGAGAAUCACGGCCGAGGAGUGUAAUGCUCUCCAGGAGAACGAAAAUCUUGUCCAGAGGGAAGUGAAACGAGAUUCUGCUGGCCUAUGGGAAGCUUUCUUAGAAAUUCUUCAGCCAGGUGCCUAUGAGUUUGCUAAAGCAAUGUUAUCGGCUUUUACACCGUUGACUACAGUGGAGACAUUUCGUCCAUUAAAGAACACGAAGCUAUCACAGAUCAAGAUUGACUUCAAUUCAGAAUUUCAGAAGACUGCAGAGGUAAUUGAGCGGGUGUUGAGUCGCCUGGAAAGCUUUAACUCGACUGCAAUAGGACAACUGUGCCUAGAACCUACAACUAUGUACCCUAUUGUCGCCACACUCAUACAUGGCGAAGAGUCUGUCAGCCAGGCCGGUGCGUCUUUCAUCAAAGCAAUUACAGGCGAAGAAGAUGGAAAACGUUCAGACGCUGUUUCGAAGCUUGUCGGAAUGCACUUUGUCCCCGUCAUAUCUUCAUACACGAAAGUUGUGAGUGACAUCACGUUGAAGAGAUCGCUUUGGUCGCCGCAAAGGAAUAUAAUUCUCUACUCAAGAGAGAUUCUUGAUGCUCUUUGCAACCCAGCCUCUGGAAUCAUAAGGUCCAGGGAUUUGACAAUAACGGAACAAGGUGUGCUACGCAAUUGGUGGAGCUCGCAGUGGGUUUUCCUGGAGAAUGCCUUGAAUCAGACAGAUGCUUGGAGCCGGAAGGUGGACAUGGAGACGAUGAAGAAUUUCUGCAGAACAGUCAUGGAGCAUGCUGAAGCCCUGCUCGCCCAAGAUGGACUAUUGGCUUCGGCGUUGAGUGCUGGGUCUGCUCAUAGCACCUCAACUGUCAGUGGUGAUGCGUCGAACGAGUCGAUGAAAGAUAUCCUUGAAAAACCCCGUAUUCACUGCAUGGGCCUUUGCAAGAUGCUUCGCCUCAAAGAUUUAUAUCUUGUUAGUGUCAUCGUCAAUGUAUUGGGCAAACUUCUCAAACGUCUCCGUGAGUUUGACAUGGAAGUACCAGGAGCUCCGCUGGCAUAUAUCAAAGAUACUUGUAUCCGGACUGAAAAUGGCCGCUACAAAACGAUGACGAACAUGAAUGACAGACAGCGUGCCGAGCUAAUUAAAGCUCUCGGGGAAGAGGAUACUAAGGAUGAUAUUGAAAUUCUCUCUAUCAAAAAGGUUGAGGGACCUAAAAAGCAAACCAAGCUCGAUGCAUGGUCGAAAACAGGCAGUGAAGCGCCAAGUACACCAGCAGCAUUAAAACCAAUGCUCAAAUCAGGUAAAGAUGAUGUUCGAGAGUUGUUGAAGGGAUCAUCCUCCGAGAAAAGCCGAUCUAUUCUUGAACGGAUGAACGCCCGACAAGCGGCAACAAAAAGUGCACCCAAAGCUCUUCCUAAGACUCUUCCUAAGGCACCUCCUAUUGCUUCCAUUCCAUCGAUUAGAGAGAAGCGAGCUAAAGAAGCCGAAGAAAAGCGCAAGCGUGACGCCGAGGCCAUUGCUAGAGCCAGAGCGCUUCGAGCGCCAAAGCAAACUGUCGCCGGUGAAGGUUCUGGUCUUCAAGGACUUUCAGGCAUCCAAGGCAAAGACUUUGCUCCUGUCCAAAAGAGUGAAAUCAUGGUGAACUCCUCAUCUGAAGAUGAGGACGAUUCAGACGAUGAUGUAGAGUUUCUAAAGCGUACUGGAACUGCUCUCAAAAACAAUGACGCGCAGAAUCGCAUACAGUCUAUGAAGCUCAACCCUCGGGGUCCAGUAAAGAAGACGAAGUUACAACGAUCUGCAAAGGACAUGCGAGCUCGACUCAUCCCUCCUAUGGAUAUAUUGCACCAAGCUAUCCUUGAGUGGGAUAUCUUUCAUGAGGGAAACGAUCCCCCUAAUGGCAUAACAUGCUCUCGAGUGGCCGAGUCGUAUUAUGACCCGCAGCAGUAUAAACAGACGUUUCUUCCAUUGCUUAUCAAUGAAGCAUGGCGGUCAUUUGUUACUGCUAAGGACGAGGCGACUUCGAAGCCGUUUGAGACUAAAGUCGUCAAUCGAAUGAAUGUUGAUAAAUUCAUUGAAGUAAGCACAGCUAUGCCUAUCACCAACAAUAAGGACAGAUUCCUUUCAGAAGGAGACAUUGUUCUAUUUUCACUUGCAGCCAAUCCUUUGGAGGCAAAAGAUGAGUUGCAUUGUCUGGCUCGAAUCUGGCGAAUUCAAUUCAAGAACGGUAGUCUCGAGGUUCAGUAUCGCUUGAGCAGUCGUGCUGGGCCCAUAAUCUCAAAUCUGAUGCCUCAGGCAGAGUUCUACGCGAUCAAGAUUACUAACAUGACUACGAUCGAGCGUGAAUACGCGUCACUCGAGAGUUUACAAUACUACGAUUUAGCACCAGAGAUUCUGGAAGCUAAGCCCUCUCCAAUGCUCUCGUUCAGCGAGGAAGCUGUGGACAAGGCAAUGAAGAAUUAUCACUUAAAUCAAGGCCAAGCCAAGGCUAUUUUACAUGCGAAGGAAAAUGAUGCUUUUACACUGGUUCAAGGGCCUCCUGGAACCGGAAAGACAAAAACUAUUGUUGCCAUGGUUGGUGCAUUAAUGGGUGGCGCACAGUCGGCUCAGUCAAUGGGCACUGCGAUCAAGCGACCGGAUGGCCUAGCGUCUACAAGCAACAAGGGAGUCAGCAAAAAGCUUUUAGUGUGCGCACCCAGUAAUGCGGCAGUUGAUGAACUGGUCCUACGUCUGAAAGCAGGCGUGAAAUCUAUGAACGGAACUUUCCAUAAGAUCAACGUUCUACGACUUGGUCGUAGCGAUGCUAUCAAUGCAGCAGUUCGGGACGUUACCUUAGAUGAAUUGGUGAAAGCUCGCGUCGAAGGGACUGAGAAAGAAAAUAAUGGCCCUAGCUCAAGGGAAUUGAUGCAUCAAGAAGCCGGUCAGAUCAAGAAGGAGCUCGGCGAGCUCCGUCCCCAGCUCGAAGCAGCGCGCGAGACAGGUGAUCGCGCUGAAAUCAACAGAUUACAACGGAAGUUUGACGAAUACAAACGGCGUCAGGCCCAAAUCGGCGCAAAGAUCGAUGCUGACAAAGAUAGCGGAAAUACCGCUGCGCGGGAGAGUGAAAUUCGCCGUCGGCAAAUUCAACAGGAAAUCCUCGACUCUGCCCAAGUUCUAUGUGCCACCCUUAGCGGAAGUGGACAUGAGAUGUUCAAGAAUUUGGCUGUUGAAUUUGAAACUGUCAUCAUUGACGAGGCAGCUCAAUGUGUUGAGUUAAGUGCACUUAUACCACUCAAAUAUGGAUGUUCAAAGUGCAUCUUAGUCGGAGACCCAAAACAAUUGCCACCUACGGUGCUUUCCCAGUCAGCUGCCCGUUAUGGUUACGACCAGAGUCUUUUCGUGCGGAUGCAGCGCAACUUUCCCGAUGACGUUCACCUGCUUGACACUCAGUAUCGUAUGCACCCCGAGAUCAGCUUAUUUCCAAGCCAAGAAUUCUACGAACGGCGUCUCGUUGAUGGUGGCGACAUGGCCAAGCUCCGCCACCAACCGUGGCAUCAGAGUGAGCUUCUCGGUCCAUACCGCUUCUUUGAUGUGAAAGGUAUUCAAGAGAAAGGUCACCGCGGUAAAUCACUCGUCAACUUGGAAGAGUUAAAAGUUGCCAUGCAGCUUUAUGAGAGAUUUACUCUUGAUUACCCCCAGGUAGAUCUUAAGGGCAAGAUUGGUAUCAUCACACCCUAUAAAGCACAGCUUUUCGAGCUUCGUGAAAAGUUUACCCGCCGGUAUGGAGAAAAAAUCACCGAGUACAUUGAGUUCAACACUACCGAUGCGUUCCAGGGUCGGGAAUGUGAGAUUAUAAUAUUCUCUUGCGUCCGUGCUAGUUCUACAGGUGGUAUUGGUUUCAUGACGGAUAUAAGGCGUAUGAACGUUGGUUUGACUCGAGCGAAGUCCUCACUCUGGAUCCUGGGUGAUUCCCGCGCUCUCGUUCAGGGAGAGUUCUGGAAUAAAUUAAUUGAGGAUUCUAAGGCUAGAAAUCGGUAUAGUGCCGGAGAUAUACUAGGUAUGCUGAAGAAGCCUGGUGCUAGAUUACCAUCUAGUACCAACCGCUCAGGACCUUCACCUAUAUCCUCGUCAUCGCCGUCUCCCCUACCCCAAAAUGCGCAGGGCCUUGGUGCCUCGAUUAUGGCAGAGCCAUACGGAGGUUCGUCUCCUGGCAACUCCAGUCGACGCGGCGCUGAGGAUGUGAUUAUGGAAGAUGUGCCUCCUGUGAAACCAACAGUACCCAACAAAUUCAAGACACCGCAAUUACCGGAAACAUAUACCCUAAUUGAGAGGAACCGCAGCACCAAUUCCGCGCCCUCAGUAAGCUUUGGUGGCCUCAAUGAACGUGGGGAGCCAGCCAUCGUUCCGAGAUCGAGCUCAGAACGUCCUAUCAUCCACGAAUCCGGCCUCAAGCGGCACAGGGACGAUCCCGAGGCAGGGAAAUCGUCUAAAAGAGUUGCGAAAGAGGGUGCUGGUAGGAACCCCCCCACCGGUCCUCGCGCCAUGCCACGGCCUCAAGACCCCGCAGCGAUGGCUGUCCUCGGGAUACCAACCAAUCCCUCAUCGAACAUGGGCAAGGCGCCGACAGCGCCGCCCAAUGCGCCUAAGGGACCAUCAGUUCCUCGACCACCUAGACCUAUGGUACCACCCAAGAAGAGGAACGCCGGAGAUCCAUUCAUCAAGCGAAAACCGAAUAAGCCUCAUUAAUAUUU
Xylaria bambusicola is the source of this 6745-nucleotide messenger RNA. RefSeq names its product SEN1 N terminal-domain-containing protein. Bases 546 to 6740 code for a protein of 2064 amino acids. Lineage: Eukaryota; Fungi; Ascomycota; Sordariomycetes; Xylariales; Xylariaceae. The transcript is spliced from 6 exons. The record is from RefSeq and is a predicted model, not a curated record. Gene Ontology annotation, biological process: termination of RNA polymerase II transcription. Gene Ontology annotation, cellular component: nuclear body. Gene Ontology annotation, molecular function: transcription termination site sequence-specific DNA binding; helicase activity.